AUGCCACGUCCUAGACGCUUCGAUGUCACAAAAUUCCAGCAAGCCAGCACUGCCGAGGCCCUAAGCAGAGAAAUCCGGUCCUGUUUUACAAUCCGAGCUGACGGGAAUGACAGUAACCAGUGGUCGUCACUGAAGACAGUCUAUGGGACAGCCGAGAAAAUCCUUGGAUACACCCAGCGACACCGCAGUGACUGGAUCAGCGGAAGAACCCUGCAGUUGUCUGCUCAGACGGCUAGAGCCAGGUCCCGCAACGAUGACUGCUUUCUCCAACUUCGGAAGAUGAGGAAAAAGUCGUCCACGGAUGAUCGUAAGCAAUAUUGGGCUGAAACAGCGACCUCCAUGGAACGGGUCUCGAUCGUUGAUGAAACUCGAAAGCUCUAUCGUCUGAUCCGCCGAGUUAGCGGUAGGCCCUCUACGCUGAGUGACCGUUCGCGACGUGAAUAGCGGCUUUAUUGCUGACAACUUGGCCAAAGUCGAGCGCUGGCGUGAGCACUUUGAGCACCAUCUCAACUUCGAUACCCAACCUACUCCGUCUUUGCUCUCCUCUUCAGCUGAGUUUCUUCCCUCUUCUACCUAUGCAGUGCCAUGCGAUCCCCCGUCUGAAGUAGAAGUCGCCGAUGCCAUACGAAAGUUGUGCAACAAUAAGGCACCCGGAGAAGACGGUAUACCCGCUGAAAUCUUCAAGUCUUGUGUCGACACUCUGGCGCCCUGGCUCCAUGAGCUGAUUGAACGAGCGUGGAGAAACGAAGUUUUUCCUGCUGACUGGGGCUUAGGCAUCAUUGUACCUAUCCUCAAGAAGGGAGAUAAGAGAUGCGAGAACUACCGCGGCAUAAGUCUCAUCGACGUUGCUGUGGAGGUCUUCGCUAUUUUCCAACUCAGGCGAUUCCAGGCUGUGUGUGACUCAAGGACGAGGCCCAACCAAGUCGGAUUUCGUGGUGGACGUGGAUGCGCAGACCAGAUAUUCACACUGAGGCGCAUUCUCGAAUUUCGCCAUAGCUACCAACAACCGACGGCCGUCUACUUCAUUGACUUUGCCGCCGCGUUCGAUUCCGUCCAUCGUGAGUCCCUGUGGCGGAUAAUGGCGCUAGAUGGUGUACCGGCAAAAAUAAUCGCCAUGAUCAAGGCCUACUAUCGCUUCAUUACUGCGAGAUUUCUGGUCCGUAACAAUCUUUCCCAGCCAUUCGGUAUUCGGUCUGGCGUCCGACAGGGUUGUAUCCUGUCACCCAUACUGUCCAACUACGCUAUUGACUGA
Molecule: messenger RNA, 1252 nt
Organism: Spirometra erinaceieuropaei
Lineage: Eukaryota; Metazoa; Platyhelminthes; Cestoda; Diphyllobothriidea; Diphyllobothriidae
Source: the annotation of a GenBank genome assembly